GUAAAUUUUAAGUGUUGUCUGCGACUGGUUUAGGAAAGGAUAAAGUUGGUUUUCCAGCGUCUUCUCGAAGACCUCUCUGGACAGAAUCGGUGUUAAAAUGUAUUGGCGACGUUGUAAAAUUUUCGCCACAUUAGUCCUUCAUAUAACAUCGUGUUUCAGUGUUCCGCUCAGCGAUUUCUAUCCUUAUGGAGUCAGCGAGGGUGAUAAUGCACUUCCGCCAAAUGACGACGGCAGCUCAGGAGAAAUACCAAUCUCAAUUCUCUACCCGUAUUUUGACAAGAAUCACGAUUCCUUAUAUGUAAGUAGGCAGUAUUUAUUUGCACUUUUUAAUAUGAAUUAUGUUUAGACUCGGUGAUAUCUUUUAUAAGUUUAUUUUUUAAAAUAUUGACAGAAGUGCCUGUAUUUUAAAACCACUUUGAUUGUACGUGAUGUCAGCGCUAAACUUUGCAAAAUUGAAAUUCACAGAUUGAAAGAGUUUCUGCUUUUCUUACUUCACCUAAGAUUCUAAUAACGCCCUUUAAAUAAAAAUUGUCAAGAAAAUUGAAACAUUGACAGCGUCUCUGAUUUCUUGUGUAUUAAAAUCCCUAUGAACUACCAGUGUGACAGUUAAAUUUUUUCUCGGAACCACAUUUGUCUCGCUUGAUUAAAUAUAACUAAAUGCAGCACGGAUCAAUAACGUAUUCAAACAAAGCAUGAUUUUCCUUUAAAAUUCUAUCUUUACACUGUGAUGAAUGAUAUUAGUUGCUCGUUUAUUCCGUUAUAUCUUCACUGCCCAACAAUAUUUUCAGUUCUAUCGCAUUGUUUAAGUACUCCAAUAUGCCACAAGUGACCUUUCUACGCCACCCAUGUGUUUCAUGCGUGGUGUGUGUCACGAGAUAUAUUAGGUUCUUCCUGUACAGAAAUCAUCGCUACCUCAGCAGAAGACGAAUAGAACGAAUGCAAACAACGAAAAAAAAAACUUGAAUUCAGUAUAUAAGACGUUCCACUUUCAUUUCAACCAGAUCGUGCAUUAAAAGUAUUCGUGAUAGUCUGGCGGGCACGACAGUUUAGUAGUUGUUUCACUAAGUACUUGAGUAUUGUCAAAAUUUGUUCAAGGGUAAUUUUUCAGCGCCGCUUUACUGCCCAACGAAUUCACAAACUAAAAUACUUUUCCAACCGGAAAAUUUUUUAAUUUAAGAAGUGUUGUCGGAAGCUACAAAGGCAUUAAAACGGUUCGAACUUGAGCUGCAAAACAAUGAAUCUGAUCUGUAUGACCUCACCGUUUUCAGUUUACGGCCAUGUUAUAGACGAGUCAUAACUAUAAUUAGUAGAAAUCGUCCUUUCACAAAUGCUGUAUUGCGACUGGCUACGCAAGUCGCUAUCUAUUUAAGGCAUUUAAAACAAUCAGAUUAUCAGCUCAAGAUUUUUGUCACGUGAUAAUUGAUAGUUGGUUAUUAGUUGAUGCGGGAAAAGCCAGGAUCAACUUUCACGAUUACAAAUCGAGAGCGAAUAAUCUUACAGUUUAAGUUGUUGGAACUCUGACAACAAAAGAGUCUCGUGUUUAUUUUGAUUUAAAAAAAUAGGGAGUAUUAUAAUUUUUAUUUUAUUUUUACCUUCAACCAAAGUGCUUAUCGCCUAGCUGAGUCCACGUUGCAAGGGUGAAAGCUUUUCCUUUAUGUAAUCGAUCAAGGGAAUUAAACCAGAAGCAUAUAACUUACAAUGGGGUCAAAAAUCCUUAGGCAGUUUUUGAAAACAUGUCCUAUGCCCAAAUAUAUGAAAAAGACCGACUACUUUUAGCCAAUUCACUGAGGCGUGUACACAGAACAUCCACUCCCCCGGCCCUCUAACAUUGUUGGUGAACCUACGUGUUAGUAAAGUUUACUAAGCGCACCAAAUUCAACUUUGUUUGCGGAAGAAAUAAUUCGAUUGAAAGUGUCCCAAGACUUGUAAACUCCACUGUAGGUCAUCUGAUUAUGAUUUAACACAUGUAUUGUAAUUUUAAAUCGUUCACCAGCAGAAGUUGUGAAGAAUCAUGUUUUAUAUGAUCGCAUGACUUAUUAAAGGCUUCCAGAAGAUUAUCGAUUUCAGAAUAAUCUUCAUUUCUUAUUUAACUUUUCUCUGUGUGUGAUUUCAGGUGAACACAAAUGGAGUUAUCUCAUUUCUGGUUGCAGUGAGUCAAUACACCCCAGCUCCAUUCCCCCUGGGCGACAACCGACGUCUUAUUUCGCCAUUUUGGGGUGACGUGGAUACCAGAAAUGGGGGAACUGUAUUAUACAGGGAGUCUAUUGACCCUGUAUUGCUGGACCGAGCUACAAAGGAUAUUCGACGGGCAUUCUUAAAUCACCAGAGAUUCUCAGCCUCGUGGAUCUUCAUAGCGACCUGGGACAGAGUGGCAUUCUAUGGAGCUGUAGGAAACUUUACAAACAAGGUAACAGGGAAAGAUAAAUUUUUCGCCUUGUCACAAGCGUGGGACAUGAAGAAUCGAACUUCUGACCAUUGAUGCGCCACCACUGACCUCUUUCUUAUUUUAUUUACACAUGACGUUCUCCGAAUAGGUAAUCCUAGCAAUAAGCAGGACGCGUGUCACAUAAGAACCUUAUACAUGUGUAGCUCUCCACAGAGUCUCUAUGACUCACUGGUAGAAUAUUAGAGUGUGGAAUCUGGAGGUCUGAGAUUCGAUUCCUUAUGGGGACUUAGAAUUUUUUCCUUUCCCCCACUCUCGUGAAAAGACGUAAAACGUCUUUCUCCACUUCACUACUGAGCGCAAAAUUUACCGUCUUUCCCACUCUAAUUUUACAAACAAGGUAACAUUAGUUAAAACCCAACAGGGCUGUAAAGACAAAUAACCUUAAUUCACAAUGGUUUAAGCAGAGGAUCUUGUGUAAAAGGGUAAGAAUUCUAAAAGAAAUUGCAAUUUUGUUCCUUGUCAGGUCAACAACUUUCAAGCUGUGCUGGUUACAAAUGGACGUCAUUCAUUUGCCAUAUUCAAUUACAAUCAAAUCGUGUGGACAACUGGUAAAGCUAGCGAAGGGACUGAGGACGGAUUGGGCGGUACGCCUGCUCAGGUGAGUGUCUGAAUGUAAAGUAAGAGACAAUAUAUUGAGUAAAAACAGUGAGCCCAGUGGAUUUAUUACCACAAUCUAUAUAGAAAAAAAAAAUUAUAAACAUGCAGGUUGCAAUGAAACGCACAUUCGAAUAACCCAUAGCCUUCCAAUAUUUUUUCUCCUGUCCUUCUCCUACAGUUGUGUAGCCUGCGAGUGCACAAGACUGCGCCUACAGGAGCGGCGAAGCCUGCGGGUUUCGAGCCCACCCGUGAGGCGAGCGUGCAAGAGGUUUGCAAAGAGUCUGCGAGGGUUCUGCCCCGAAAAUGAGACCCCUCUCAGACCUCUUUACUGCCCGUUUUGCUCGUGCCGCAUCUUUAGUGGGAGUCCACUUCUCAAAAUUUUUAUUAAAGAACAUAUGGCCAAUGGAAUACCCAAAUAUCUUUGGACCUACUUAAUUUAAUGAACUCUAUCCAUAACAAAUUUACCGUUGUAACUCUAAGAAAGGUUAAAACGUCACCCAAGAGAAAGGUACUAAUGCAUGCACUGAGCUCGCUUGGAAAAGAUUACUCAUAGAUUCGCAGAGUCGAACCCUUUCCUCUAUCUGCAGCUGUGACCGAAAUAUUACACAAUGAUGAAGAUGCUACCAUAAAUGUAUGGAAUUGACUGUGGAUUUGACUUUGAACUGCAGGGCGGGUUUAAUGCUGGAGAUGGGGUGAGGUUCUCCAUUAUUCCUGGCUCCCGAACAAAUGACAUCCUUAAUCUUACUUCCACCUCAAACGUUGCUCGAGACGGUCAGUGGAUGUUCCAAACCGAUGAAGCAAGUGUGGAAGCUGGGGGAUGUAACACAAAAGGUACAAAUUGUAAACACAAGUAUAGUUUAAAGAAACAUCACGGAGUCAUAGGCAUAGAUCUGUAGAUGUCGUAGGAGUGGACAUUCAGCGAACACCUAAAAAGGAAAAAAAGAACUUGAAUAAAAAAAUUAUAAAUAGAGAGUCAAUGGAACAGACCAAAAAACUUUGCGGGAAGUAACUUAAAACUGUACGGAAAUAAUCAUUUUAUCCUCCAUAAUUUUUGUUAUCUAGCUUCGCUUUUUAAAAGGCGCCACGCAUAAAAGUGUUGCAGAUUGUACCGUCCUUGCUCCUCGUUUUAGAAAAAAGAAUCCAAAUAAGUGAAGAGACGCAAACAUUCACCACGUUCAGUGGGCUUUUGGUUAUAUGCUACCCUAACAUUGCAUUCAUCUGCUUCUUCCUAUUUAACAGGAUCUCUCACCAUAUCACCCCGAUCUGGGAUUAUGUUAGGAGGUACGAACGUGAAAAUGAGUGGACCUUGCUUCACUGCAAAUGAUAACAUUGUGGUUCAACUCGACAAUGACGUCAACAUUAAUGCAACUUUUAGCGACGAGCUAACGUCAUCAGUUACAAUACCAGUGUUGAACAAGACAGGGCGGUUGUCAUUCAAGUUAUCUACUGACGGCGGAAAUUCAUUCGAUUACAAUGGAGUGUACACAUCAGGUACGUUAUCGACUAAAUUCUUUUUAUUGUCCGUUGAGCUCACUUUUGACAUCAAUCAAAAUUGUAAAUUUUAAGGAAAAAUUAAAAAUAAGGAACAGGAACUUUAUCUUUUAAGACGAACAUUUUAACGUUUAUGUCUUUGUUCGAUAACCAAGCUUAAAAUUUGUAAUAUGCAUAUUUUUAAUCUACACUCAAGUCGCUCUGACCGUAGGAUCCAUAAGUUCUAAUCAAUGAGCCAUGUGUGGCCCAAAUAAUUCCGGAUGUGGUGGAGUAUCUCAUCGCGAAAUGGAACCUUGGUGAGGUUCGAAUCUUCACAAGGCCCUCGGAUGUUUAUAAGAUAUUCUAAGGGCAACAUGCACCAUUGGCUUUGUUCAAGUUUCCGGGUCAUUUCUUCCUUCACUAGAAGGAACAUUAAAAAAAUUAUCUCUUUUAUUUUAGUUCCCAUAAAUCGAUUCACUCCCGAGGUCCAGCGAGAGGACGGUGAUACAUGGCAGGAGGAUUCCACGGUUGAUAUUAGUUGGGAUUCGGGAAGCAUCGGAGGACUAGACGAGGAAGUGUCGAUUGAUUUGGCGCGCUAUAAAAUGGGAGAUGAUGAUGUUCCCGUACUGGACAGCUUCCGCCAAGUAGUAAACAAUCAACUUAAUUCUGGACAUAGUCAGUUUAAUGUCACAAAAGGAGAGGGAGACGGGUAAGGGUGAUUCUUUAAGCAGUAAUGUGCGGGAAAGAAAAAAAACCAUUAGUUUGGGAUGCUUUUUCAUCAUAUGAACAACAUUCUGCGCGAAAUUGCAAUGCCGCUCAGUGGCAUCAAACGCAUGUUUGUGCACUGUUUGUGUUGAUAAAUGUAUUAUUAUCACAUAAACUGCGAUGUUAUACAGGGAUUUCCGGCCCUGAAAAAAGCCGUAGCAACACACGUGAAAAAAUAUCUUAUUUUAUUUUCCACGUGUGUUGAUAUAGCCAAUCACUCGGUCAGGUUGCUGAAUGAACGGCAAGUUGAUUGUCGGAGCUUUCUCGAAAUAUGGCGCCUAAAACAUUAAAAAAUCCGUAUGCCUGACAGACAGUGAGGUUCAAACUUACCUAGAAGGAGAAAGCCAGUGUACUAAAAGAAAAACUGAAAGUUACGUAUUCAGUGGCUUUGGUGUUAGCAUUUCUCUCGGCUGAGAAUGAAAAUCGACAACUGGAGGAUUUGCCACUGGCCGAUUUUGGCCGUUUACCUGAAAAAAUUCUUCUGUCGGUAAGGACAAAGUCAAUAAAUGAUAAUUUUGUAAAUUGAAAUUACGACCAUUGUUGUUUUUGUAAUCAUGAUUCAACGCAUUUUUUGCAUCUUAAGAGUUAGCGCCCACGCACCCUACGAUUGUUAUUCGGGGAUUGUCAAUUUAUUUGUUUUCAUUGAUUAAUUUUACUGCUUUUCUUGUCAGUAAAGGCCUACUGUGUUGAUAUGAUAAACAAAAUAAUACAUGGUUGCUUGUAGAUAUGGAAUUUCUCUUCUCGUCUUCAACUCGAAACCUCACUCGUUCGCUGUGCUCACUCGUUAGCUAUCGAGUUAAACGAUUGAAGAGAAAUUUCAUAUCUACGCGCGCCCAUGUAUGAUUCUCUAUGUAGCGCACCUCUUCGUCUUGUGAGUCACUGAUCAUGAGUAGGGAACUCAGAGAGGAGAUGAAAACAGUUCCUAAAUAUCUUUUGGUGUUGUUUUGUUGAAAAAUUCAUUUUCAAGGGAAAGCCUAUUCGAAUGGAGCGCGCGCUAUGUCCGUUAAGAACUGAACACAAUUCAAUUGUUACGUCAGUUGCAAUUCACUGUUCGUUUUUGUCAGCGAGUUUUAAGCUGCAUCUUUUGUGUCACAAAAAGAUGUGUUCUGUUUCGGUAGUCACAACGAAACUGGUUUCAACAGCAAUUGAUGAUAGAGUGGGUUAUUUGAGUAAAGUUCGUGGUAAAGAAGAAAGUGUUUAUGAUAAAGUUGUAAGAGAAUUCCGCGAACUCGAGAAGAAUGCUGACAAGUACUUUGACAACUUGGACGCUGUCGAAGAAAUGUGUCACCAAGCGAAAAAAGACGCGCAAAGAUUUCGGCUGAAAGCUGAGGCCGACAAAGAACUAUUGAAGAGAGAUGCUGCUGUGAGGGCCAAAUUGUAUUCCUCCGUCAAGGAAAUGAAAGAAAAACUGAACCGAAUGGAUGUCAAAGAAGAGCUGACAUGCCCAAUUGAGGAAAAGAUGCCUGAAGCAGCUGAGAAUGCACACCGGCUAACUGUCACCGGUCGAGUGUGUCGCUAUGUCAGGAUUGGAUGUGCUUUGGUGUUUGACGCAGUAGCUGCGUAUACUCUCUUUAAGUUUACUCAGCCAUACUUUUUUUAAAUCACUGCACUGGGCCCUAAAAAGAAGAUGGGCCCAUCGCUCGGUAAGAGAACGAAAAGCCUACAAGCAGUCCCCCUUUUUGCGAACUCUGUCGCACGAGUUAAAAAAAGGGAGGAGGAUCUAUGUUUUUUUUACUCCCUAUCAAAAAUUCAGGCCCUUGAUGUCAAAAGAUAUUUAAAGCAAUGAUUGGUUUGGGUGUUUUUCCUCAAAGCUAAUCCUCUUGCUUUACUAUUAUUUUGUAGGAACAUUGAUGAUCGUUUUAUCAAUCUUGUUCGAGUGUCAAGAAAAAACAGCUACAGCAACGUAUCUAAGUCUCAGUGGGUGUGGAGUGAAGUGUUUUCUUGGAAGAAUGAGCCGUGGGCAGAGAGUAGAUGUAAAAAAUGGCAUCAGAAGGAACCUAAUCCAGACACAUUCAGAGGUAUGGAGACCUAAAUUGCAUAUGUCUUGGGGAAGGAACAGACUAACGUGUUGUUACUGAAAAAUAAGCUCUAUCGAUGCUUCUUAAAGAGAAUGAAGUCUACGUCUUAAAGUCCGGAUUCAAACGGUAGAGCCUCACAAAUUCGAAUUUGGUUAUCGCUGAAGUUAACUCGAGUAAGGGGCCAUUUUCUUGGAAGAUGGUUUUUCAGUCAUUAGCCUUCAGCCACCCCGAAAUCCCCAGCACGUUAAAAUGUUGUAAGCGUCCUCGUAGCAAUUCAUUAUCAGCACAUUAGGCAAGAUUCUUCACUCGCGCAUUCCCUUUCUUUGAGAAGAAGUGCCUGUAAAUGGGUGCUGUAUAGCCGUCAGGAGAACCUAGAAGCUGCCAUCCGAAAGGAUUAGCAAUGCUGCUAAACUUUUCAUGCUUGAAAGACCAAGGUAAACUCCUAUAGAGGAUUGUGGGGCUAAACAUGGGUUAGUAUUCCAACAGAGUGAUGGCAAGACCCACCCAUUUUUCAUUUAAGAAAACGUUUCUGCAUGCUCAACGUUAGCGGAUAGUUUUUGAGAAGGCGACCGUAAUGAUAAGGCGAAGAGGAUUUUGACUAAUAUUAUUGUAUUCAACCACUAAGGAGAUCCCAGCAUGCAGCCCUGCCCUUCGAGUUUGACUCAGGCUAUGGUAGAUCGCGGGCGCUUCAUGUCUGAUGAGGAAUGCAAUCCCCAAAAUCGCGAUGGAUGUGAUCGAUACCACAAGGGAGCUUUCCAGUGUUUUUUAAUGGUCAAUCCCAGGUCAGUUACUCUUAAUUUUAGUUUAAUAAAAGCUUACUGGCAAACAACCCUGAGGAAAUGUAGAUCUAUUUGCUGUUUUUAAGAAGGCCCGCUGUGCAACGAAAAAAAGGUACCCAUAAGCACAAAAUAUAACUUUGCCUCGGUUUGAUUCACUGGACCCAGUUUUUCUUGUUUUCGUCCGAAUAUGUAUCGAGCAUGGAGCACUGAUUUACUUUUUCUUCCAUAGUGCCACAGGCUCCGGUCAGCAGUGCUGUUUCAACAGGCUUGGAAACUUAAUGAUGGGCCAACCAAACGCAGGGUCCCUUGACCGCGUUCAUCCUAAUGCUGGUCUCCCUGUGAUAUCCCAUUUCUUCCAUGAUAAGGUGCCGUACGAAGACUGCUGCCGCAACUCUAAGAAUUGUGAAAAGUACUUUGAGAAGCGGCCUUCAGACGACAGCUCAGAAUAUCAAGCACCAAGACCCGGUAAUUCUUAAUCAUUUAAGUGUUAUGUGGCAUGUGGGCGACGCGAUAACCCAGGGGUUGGAGUGGAUAAAAUGUGGUCGCUCAAAAUUCACAAUUAAAAACGAAAAAUGUACGAAAGGGCUGAACACGCGUUGAAAAGAAUUACGGUUAGAUCGCACCAUGGUUAGAUCGCUCCCAGUUAGAUCGCUCCAAUCAAAGGUUAGAUCGCUCCACUCGAAAGUUGGAUCGCUCCAUCAGUAUAAGUUACUUCGCUCCGUGUAGAAAACUAAGGUAAAGGUAGCAAAACUAAGCUAUCUAAAUUGAUAAUUCAUCAAAUGACGUGUAUAUCUUACCUAACAAUCGAUUAAUAUCGCUCGCGCGCGCUUGAAAUAAAUCCGAGUUACGCAGAAAGAACAAAUAAAACCUCGUGUAACGAACUCACGAAGUGUAACCACGAUCAUUUAUUCCAUCAUCGCUAUACUUCUAGUCACCUCUAUAUAUAUAUAUAUAAAUAUAUAGGUGGUUAAUCUGGUGGACAGAGUGAAUACGAUGUACUCGAAUCGUCGCAAGACACAUCAUCACCUAUGAACUUUAAAGAUCAUUGCUAAGCAAUACUUCACAUUACAACAUGAAACGAAGUACCUUGUUGGUAGCGAAGUAACUUAUUUGAUGGAGCGAUCUAACUUUCGAGUGGAGCGAUCUAACUUUUGGUUGGAGCGAUCUAACUGGGAGCGAUCUAACCAUGGUGCGAUCUAACCGGAUACCGUUGAAAAAAGGCGCAGGCCGGUUACUCUCCUGUGUGACAAUGCCACAUAAUUAAAGUGUUACAGCAUUUCCAAGUGGAGUCAAAUUCGCUCUAUAAACAUACGAAUGAUUCGCGUAUUUGGGUAAACGAGACGCAGUAGUACGAUUUGUUGAUAGCUUGUCUGUUUGCAGAAAGAUCUGUACGACAAAAAAAUCCCCUUACCCAUCAACAAAACUAUGAAAAAAAUUGACGAGACAAAUUCUCAACGGUUAGAGUUAUUCAUAAAUAAAUACAUUACAGUUCAAUUUUUUUUAUACAAAUAAACCCAGCAGUCUCGAUCGAUAGCACACCGCAGAAAUGACGCACACCGUCCAAUUACACAGGCUUGGCGCGUGAACUGUCCUUUUACAUUGUUCAGUUAUUGUGCAAUUGCAAGCGCAGCGUAAAAGUUUUCCUAAACUAAACAAAGCGCGCUGCUAAUUGCCAACUACAUUUGGGCAUUAUGUUUUACUUUUAAUUAAAAGUAGGGAAAAAAUGUAUGUAUAGUUCUUUGAUAGUGAUUUCCCUUAACAGUUCACAUCUUCUUUAUUUCAAUGAAUACGUUUUUUCGUUGCCCAUAGCUACCGGUUUUGGGGACCCACACAUGGUGACCUUGGAUGAGAAGCCAUUCACGUUCAACGGAUAUGGGGAAUACUUCAUUUUAAAAGUGAAAGGGGUGGACUUCACUUUGCAGGGGCGUAUGGAGCCUCUAUUAGCAGACGAUGGAUCGCCCUCAAAAGCCACGGUGUACACGGCAUUUGCAGCCAAAGAAAAUGGAUCAGACGUUGUACAGGUCAGGAAAAUAUGCGGAAAACAGAAAUAUUGAUUAUCUUGUAUAUGUGGUGAUGGGGCACACAGGAAUGUACGUUACAUGAUAUAUUUAUAUUAGACCGUCAUUGCCAUGCUGGACUCAAGGUGGCCUAUUGGUUGGCAUGUUGGGUGUGAGCCCGAUAGAUCUACACUGGUCUAAGUUCGUCUCCCGGCUGGGUCAUCUACUUUGCCCCUAGUGUACCCCUCUUCACCCAUGCAGGAGUAUCAGUUGGUCACAAGAGACUGGAUCAUCCAUGAUGGGCCAGCAUGUCCUCAUUUAUUUGUUAAUAUAAAUAAACUAAAUGUUGUACUUAGUUAAACUUUUUUUCUCUUCUUCUGCUGAAUGUAGAUCCAGUUGAAUGGUCGCGGCUUGGUGGAUGUUUUGGUGAAUGGGGAAAGAGUUGAUUUUGAUGAGCUCUCCCUUCUGGAAUUCACCGGAGUCUCUGUGUUGUAUUACACCAACACUACUAAAUAUUCCGUUAUUUUUAACUCCGGCAUCUCCGUGACAGUUGAAGGCCAGCAAGAGUUGCUUGGUCUCGUGACUUUGGUACCAACAAUUUUCAAAGGUAAAAAUCAAGAGAAGGUGGAAGAAUUCAAAUUAAUUUCAGUUAUUUCUCUCCCCUUUCCAAGUAUACGGGUACACAGUUUAUCUUUAACGUUUAUGAGUCUUUCUAAAGAAGAGAGAUAUCUUAGCGAAACUCAUUUUGAACGAGUGUUACCCGGCUGGGGGAAGAAGAGGUCCCAAGUGGGUAGUUGACUAUUCUCUUUUUAUCAAAGAAGAGAUGUCAUAUUACACUUGCCAACGAGGUUUGAGGUCUUUACUCUAAGUUCUGGACAGAGUUUUUUAAGGUUAAUUGAUGGCCGAAGCGUGAUGUGCGUUGGUCUUUAGUCGACGGGAAACAGUGACAAAUUGUAAAUUGCGGGGGGAAAUUACGACUCACUGCAGUAUUUGUAAAGUACAUCAAAUUGGUUUGGGGAAACGAUUAUUGGUUACUUAGAGCGGCUUCCUAUAAUAUUACGAGAGACGUACUUCGAAAGCAAAACGAGCCCGGGCAUUUGUUAGUUAGCCUUCAUUAAGUUUAAACAAACAAUUUGGAGAAAGAAAGGAUUCAAGAGGGUGAUUUUGAAAAAGUAACUGAAGGAUGGCCCCCUAAAUUGACCAAUCGCAAUGCGUUCGGUAACUGUGAGAUUGCAUAUAAACGAAACAGCAUCACAUACCCAACUCCUUAAAUGGACAGGCUAAAAAAUCGAAGCAAGUAUCCGAUAUUGAGAGUGGAAAGAUAAAUUGUCAUUGCAGGUAAUACUUCCGGUCUCCUUGGAUACUGGGAUGACAGUAAAGAGACGGAAUUCCUCAAGCCUGACGGAACAUUCCUGAAUACAAAUUCGAGUUUGGAAAUCAUACACAGAGAGUUCGGACAAUUAUGUACGUAACUGUCAGAUAUGAUUGCUUUCUGGUCUUUUUUUUAUGUUACUCCAGGUUAUGGAUUUACCUUCCGGAGUUUCGAAAGUCAUAAAACGCAAGCAUGGCCUUUUUAAAUUUCAGAUUUCUAAAUCAAAAUAUCAAAAACCUUUGUAGCCGGUCAUUAGUAUAAUUUUCAGGGUAGAAAUACAAUUUUUGAAGACACUUUUUUCAUAGUGCAGAUGUUGCUAAGUUGUACCGUGUCCUUUGAGGUUGUCAACCCCUCCAUAGUAAUUUUUAUGAUUAUGAUUUCAUUUACUUCCGCCUCAAUUCACCAAACGAUUAAGCUAUGAAAAAAUUCUCUCAAGUUGUUUUGGUCUUAUUUAGCACAAAAGACCUCAAUAAACUUUAAUGAUAUGAAACUACUUUUAAGACUUUUAAAGAAAGAUAUCUAAAAUUUGCCAAUAUGUAGCAGGUUUUUUCUCAUACUCUCAAAUGCUGACAAAGUAAGCCAAAAAAAUAAGACAAGAGUCACAUGGGAAACUCCCAGGAUACCGUUUAAUGGCACUAUCCCUUAAAAGUGCACUUGACUGUUACACCUUUUCUUUCGUCCGCAGGGGUCACCAAACCAGAUGAGUCUCUCUUUGUCUAUCAACAAGGUCAGGACCACUCCACGUUUCACCAUCCGAAUUUCCAGCCAAUAUUUCCUGACAGCCAAAAAUUGGACUUCGCUGAUAAGGUGCUGGAGAAAGAGGCCCAGAAUGUUUGUGGGGAUAGCUCCGAGUGUUUGUUCGAUAUUUUUAUAACUGGCAAAGUGCGAAUCGGACGAGCAACAAAAGAGACUGUGACUCAGUUUGUCGCUAUUGUAAACGACACUGUGAAGCCAGGUUGAGAAUAAUAAUUUUUAUAGUUUAAUGCGAUAGCUAAACAUCAAUUCACAGUAUUUGAUCCGUCAAUUGGAUUAUUUACGAGCUCCUACAAUGCUCAAUCGCAAAAUGAGUCCAGGUUUUAGACCUUUCAAGUGAAAAUGAGUUUUAUUUACCUAAGAAUAGAAUGAUUUUCGUCCAAAAGGCUUUGCACUCCGUGUCUGCAGAUCAGAACAGAGCUUUGGGCGGCGCGUUAACUGCACAAUGAGGCAAGCUUGUGCUGGGCCUACUGGGUGAAAAUGAGUUUUAUUUACAAAAGAUAAAAAAAGUCAUUUUCGUCCAGAAGGCUUUGCAUUCCGUGUGUACAGUUAAAAACAGAGCUUGAUGACGCAUCGGUGGAAGAAUCUUUGAUACAUAAGAUAGCGAUUAAAUUCAUACAGAAGGAACAAGUCAUUCUCCAACGACUCUUAGCAUUCAAACGACUCGAUACCAAACGAAAACGCGUUUAUGGACACUUUUCAUUUCCCGUAUUGUUCCAGGUCUCUUCCCUGUUUGCUCAUGGCUGAAGGCUGGUAUGUCAAUCACAAGGGUUGCUAAAUUGUGUGAUGUUGUCUUUAUUUUUCAGCUUGCGUACCACUGGACUCGCAGCUAACCGAUGGGGUUGUAGACAGAAAUGACACUGAAGGCGGAAUUGAUUACACGUUUGGAUGCAAUGAAGGUUUCGUUAUGAACGGCUCUGAUCAUGUGACGUGUAAAGAUGGAGUUUACAAUGGUUCGGCUCCAAACUGCUUGCCGAAAGGUAAAGUAGAUCAAUAUUUCAUUUUUUCAUUCACUGCAUGCCUUAAAAAUUGUUAUGUUGACUAUAAUUGCGUUUUGUUCCCGCCAUGAUCAAUCGAUAGCAUCGAUGAUUGAUACCGUUUGAUAACUAGCGAUAUAAGUGGAUACAACUUGGGUCAGCAUGGAAAUAAAAUCGAUCGAUUGAUACUUAUAAAUCAAACUUAGAACGUUUAGCCUAAUAAUUCGGCUGAGAUUUGACGUGUGGAAGGCUGCAGUUGAUAGGAGUGACUGACGUUUUGACAACUUGAGAGGAAGUCUUCAACAAACUCAAGGUUGUCGAAACGUUAGUCACUACAACCGACAACAGUCUUACGCGGGAAUCUCUCUUUACUGAACGAUCAAACCAGUUUUUGUAACACCGAAACUUGCUAAAUUUUGCAAUGAUACUCAAAUCAGUCUUAGAAACGAAAGAAGGGCAUAGAAACCAUUUUAGUGCAGAGACGCUUUGGUAGUAUUGGGCCCUUUCCAAGAACUCUUUCGUCAAAUUAUCCACGAUAGCCUCUUUAUCGAACCAACAAUUGGUUCAUUCGUCUGUAUAUGUUCAUCGAGGUUUGAAACUCGCGGAAAGUUAGAAAAGCAUGCAAGACAUUUUAGAGUCUCUCGAGGAGCAGUGGUACUUCAAAUUUUUGAUUUAGAGAGACUUUUUCUGCUACCCUCCAAUGCAUGCUCAAACGUCAUCUGUGUCUAAAAUGGACACGCGCAAAAUUGAAUUUGAUAACAUAAAUAUAAUAAAACGAGAUGAUCGGUGACUGCGCAUGACGUUUUUCUUGCCGUCUCGCACAACUCUCUGAGCAAUAAUAAAGGAUCAAGAGCUUCUUUAACAGGAAAUAAAACUAAUGGAGACCGACAGAGUCUAAUUUGAUUGAUCGUCUUUAGAUCUCAAAUUUGGGAGCAGUCUCACUAAUAACCGGGGGAGGGUGGGGGGAAGGUUUCUGUGGGGAUCGAGGGAUCAGAUGGUUUCCAGGGGAAACGGAGGGAGGAUCCGUUAUUAGUCGUUGCCGAAAAAGAGUACAAAGGGGGGGCUAUAGAUCAUUGACUAUAAAUUAACUCUGUUAAUGAGAGGAAAGGUUUAUAUGAAUAUUACAGAGCCCUAUAGGGGGAUCAAACAAAUUACAUCGGGACUCAGCCAUAUUCCAUUGAACCCCCCCAGGAGAUAAUAAUGACCUGUCACUUAAGUCUAACAUAUUGAUUUCCUUUUUAAAAGAAUGUCCAGUUCGUCUUUGGCAUCUUAAGAACGGUCGUUUUCACGGGAAUGGCAGUGUUUAUCUUUCAACGUAUCAUUUCCUGUGUAACGGUGGAUAUGUCUUGGUUGGUGACAGUACCGUGACAUGCACGGCGGAUGGCUCAUGGAAUGGUACAAAACCCGUCUGUUUGCGAGGUAUCAAGUUUAGCCUUAAUACAUUAGAGAGGUUUCUUAGAAAAGGAGAAUCAGGAAUUAAUGAUUAAGGAGGAUCGGGGAUGGAUGUUAAAGGAUCGAUCAUAAUGAAAUUACCAAUUUUUUUGAAGAAAAGAAGAAGUUAAAGAGCCCUCUUUGAAAGUUAUAUGCAUGAAACUUUCCAGUGUAAAUGCAUGUAUCUCAGUUUUCUCCGUAUAAACGUCGCAGAUAAACUACAUCCUUGACUCAAUAAAUAGUCUUUUUAUUUAGUCUUGCUGAUAAGUUGGUUUAAAUUGACACCUGAUCAGAUCAUUUUGUGUCUUGAUAGUGAUGCUGCCGGAAAUAAAAUCAACAAUGAUUAAAAAAAAAAAAACAAAACAAAAACAAAACAUGAAGAAAAUGAAACCAGAAUUUCCAUUCUUCAUGUUCCGCUUAAAAUUGAGAUCUUUUUCACUUACUGGGACAAGGAAAGGAAAUGUUACUUCUUCUGGAAAAAAAUGGCUCACCAAAAUUUAUAAUUUUGAAUGAUAAUUGACCUAUGAAACCUAAAGAAAUGAUUUAAUACAGCUCCCAGUUGCAACAAGUGGAAAUUAGUAUUAGUUAUGAUUAUACGAUCUCAUGAUCUUCCUAGCCAUGUUCUAAAUGACCUAAGAGUUGCCUUAAAUACUUGCAGAAUGCCCAAGGCUCCCUUCUUCAAUUUCAAACGGCGACGUCCAUGGUUCAGGUCACUUGCAAGGAUCACACCACAGGUUUAGCUGUCGCCCUGGUUACUCUCUCGUGGGCCAUGCCAUUUUGUACUGUAACGAAGAGGGAAAGUGGAAUGCCAGUGUUCCCAUGUGUCUGAGAGGUAUACAUAUCUAUCUCAAAUUAAAUUUGACGAAUGGUGUGUUGUUACAACACCUAGUCCAGGAAUCGUCGACCAAGUUUUGUGAUACAUUCUCCGAACUACAAAACAUGUGUUUUAUUGAGUUACGAGGUCUGAUGUUAUGACAACAGUUACCACUAACGCUGUUUUUGAUUGAAGAGAUGAGGUAGAAAUAUUUUAGAAACUACUCCCUUAGUUAAACUUGCGCUCGUAUCCUUUAUGGACGCAAUUUGCCAGAGCUACGUCAAGUUAUAUUGAGUCAUUUUUUUAGGGAAAGAAGUAAACCUUCAGUUAAAAAGACGAUUCAAAAUCAUGUUUAAUAAGAUAGAAAAAAGAGAAAUGAGUCAGUCAAUCACAAAUCAAGAAGGAGCAAGGAUAGAGAUGGGUGAAGUGGACUGCAAAUAUCAGCUUUAAGAAUUUAGAUAACCCAUGGACUAAUGAGCUCCUUCGAAGGAAUGACUUUCCGCAUUAUUUCCCUCUUUCUCCAGAAUGUCCUCAUCUUCCAUCAUUCAUACCAAAUGGAUUCGUUGGUGGGAGUGGAUCAGUGGAGGGAUCACAGUACAGGUUCAGUUGCAAGGGAGGAUACUCUCUUGUGGGAGCAAACAUCCUUCAAUGUACCGAUCAGGGAAACUGGAAUGGCUCCGUUCCUUCGUGUCUCAAAGGUACGGGUGCACGAGAGUUCGAUUACUUUAAACUCCACAAAUGUAGCACUUUCUGUUAACUACAUCAUAAUCUGAGUACCGAGUGGAGACCUGCCAGGGUUUGUGUAUUACUUAAUUUUCACUCGUUUUUGUGCCCCACUUCCGAUGCCUGAAAACAUUUUCCUGGUGCUUGAGAAAUUCAAGAGAUAUCCAUCCCUGUUUCUUUUUAAGGAACCUCGUGUGAUCUGUAGCUCGCAAUUCGCUUGAUAUACCACUUGUCACAGUGUUAGUUUUCAAGGAAACGAAUUUCUCAUCUCACGUUUCUUGUCCAAGGUUAUUACGUUACGCGCUAAUAUGAAGCAAAGUAAUCCCUAAUUUUUCUUCAUUUCUUUUUUAUCUCCCACUGAAUUAUGCGAGCUUAUUUUUCCGGAUUCUUUACUUUAAGUAAUCUUAUUUUCAGAAUGUCCACAACUGCCGUCGUCAAUACCUAAUGGAUUUGUCAACGGCACAGGUUUCUUGGAAGGCUCUGUGUAUGGAUUUAGUUGUUUACAGGGCUACUCCCUUAUUGGAGAGAAAACGUUACUUUGCUCUACGGGCGGAAACUGGAAUUCCAGCCUUCCCAGCUGUCUCAAAGGUAGCUGUAAUUAAGUGAUGAAAAAUAACCGAAAAAUGAUUACAUUCAAGUGUCUACAAAAACUUUUUAAAACAUUCAGCGUGACAAAAACCUUUAAAUAUCGGUUAACAGUUCUGUAAUAGUGUUGCUUUUUUUUUUUUAAUCUGAUCCUCGUUAAAGUGAACUGAUAUGCCUGACUAAGAAAUAUUAUGACAGUAUCUGAUCCUAUUUUCCAAGAAAGACAAGCUGGAAUAUGGGGGGAAGGGGGUUGGAUAAAGGAGUUGUUACGGUCUAGGAAUAAAUCACUUAUAUAAGUGUGACGUAACGAAAAAUUCGUUGUGCAUAGACUAUAUUUAGUUUUUGUCGCAUGGUUUGCAGCAAUAUAUGAGUUACAGAGUGAUUUUAUUUAAAGUUUAUCCUGAAGAGUCAAACAUUGUGGCAGGUUUAUUUCAAUUGUUGUUGGUUCGAUCGUCACAGAUUGUCCAGACCUUCCGUCGUCCAUACCGAAUGGAAAAGGAAACGGAACUGGUUCCGUAGAGGGCUCCAAGCAUCAUUUUACUUGUGAUGAGGGAUAUUCACUGGUUGGACAGAGAGCUUUACAUUGCAAUAACACAGGUGCCUGGAAUGGCUCUGUGCCUGUGUGUCUUAUAGGUAGUGUAUCUAUCAAUGUUUACCUCUAAAGUAACUUAAAAUUACCUUGCUGAACAAGAGUUCAGAUAUAGUGAAUACUGAGGUUUACUAAUUACUAUCAUCCUAAUUUUUCAUAAUGUAAAUACUAUUUUCUAUUAGAUUGUUAUUGCUGUCAGGUAAGUAACACGAGCUUAUAAUCAGCAGUACAAACAUAUGCAGUUUUCAAAUUGACUUAAGGAGACUUAUCGUAUACAUUUUUGGAAAUCUUCACACAGAUUGUCCUAGGCUGCCAUCUGAAAUAAAAAACGGCAAAAUAAAUGGAACGGGUUUUGUAGAGGGAUCAUUGUACAAAUUUAGCUGCAACGAUGGUUACUCUAUCGUGGGUCAAGAUCUUUUGUAUUGCACUCAAAUGGGAAGAUGGAACGCAGGUGUCCCCGUUUGUCUCAGAAGUAAGUGCCUUUAGAAUUGUUAGCGUGAUCUUGUAUGCAAAGGAAAAGCCUGCACUCAAGCUAAGUCACCCAUACAGCUGUAGCUUAUCCCGUUUUCUGUAAAAUGAAGCGACAAGAAAUAUUGCUACUCUCAUCCUGAAAGUUUGAGUUUUCUUGAAAGUUUGCCGGUGCCGAUUUUGUCCCUCAAUUUUUCUCAAGAAACUUAAUUGUUUUAAUUUACUUUCUUAACGUUUGUUUGCAUUUUCAUUUAGGCUCUUUGAAAUUGGACAUUAAAUCUAGUUGACAAGAAAAAAAAUCUGUUUAACGUGGAUAAUUUGAUUGAUCAUCUUUAGAUCUCAAAUUUGGGAGCAGUCUUACUAAUCACCGGGAGAGGGUGGGGGGAAGGUUUCUGUGGGGAUCGAGGGAUCAGAUCGUUUCCAGGGGAAACGGAGGGAGGAUCCGUUAUUAGUCGUUGCCGAAAAAGAGUACAAAUGGGGGGACUAUAGAUCAUUGACUAUAAAUUAACUCUAUUAAUGAGAGGAAAGGUUUAUAUGAAUAUUACAGAGCCCUAUAGGGGGAUCAAACAAAUUAUAUCGGAACUCAGCCAUAUUCCAUUGAACCCCCCCCCCCGAGAUAAUAAUGACCUGUCACUUAAGUCUAACUGUAAAUAAGAACGGGAAGAGGCACAGGAAGAUGGUGAGUGUGUCACUAAUGUUCCCGUGGUAGAUAAUUACCUUUGAAAGACAGAAAAAAAAAAAUUAAAUGAUCGAGUGAUAACAUGGUACAUGUUGAUUUCCUUUUUAAAAGAAUGUCCAGUUCACCUUUGGCAUCUUAAGAAUGGUCGUUUUCACGGGAAUGGCAGUGUUUACCUUUCAACGUAUCAUUUCCUGUGUAACGGUGGAUAUGUCUUGGUUGGUGACAGUACUGUGACAUGCACAGCGGAUGGCUCAUGGAAUGGUACAAAACCCGUCUGUUUGCGAGGUAUCAAGUUUAGCCUUAAUACAUUAGAGAGGUUUCUUAGAAAAGGAGAAUCAGGAAUUAAUGAUUAAGAAUUUAGAUAGCCCAUGGACUAAUGAGCUCCUUCGAAGGAAUGACUUUCCACAUUAUUUCCUCUUUCUCCAGAAUGUCCUCAUCUUCCAUCAUUCAUACCAAAUGGAUUCGUUGGUGGAAGUGGAUCAGUGGAGGGAUCACAGUACAGGUUCAGUUGCAAGGGAGGAUACUCUCUUGUGGGAGCAAACAUCCUUCAAUGUACCGAUCAGGGAAACUGGAAUGGCUCCGUUCCUACGUGUCUCAAAGGUAUGGGUGCACGAGAGUUCGAUUACUUUAAACUCCACCAAUGUAGCACUUUCUGUUAACUACAUCAUAAUCUGAGUACCGAGUGGAGACCUGCCAGGGUUUGUGUAUUACUUCAUUUCACUCGUUUUUGUGCCCCACUUCCGAUACCUGAAAACAUUUUCCUGGUGCUUGAGAAAUUCAAGAGAUAUCCAUCCCUGUUUCUUUUUAAGGAACCUCGUGUGAUCUGUAGCUCGCAAUUCGCUUGAUAUACCACUUGUCACAGGGUUAGUUUUCAAGGAAACGAAUUUCUCAUCUCACGUUUCUUGUCCAAGGUUAUCACGUUACGCGCUAAUAUGAAGCAAAGUAAUCCCUAAUUUUUCUUCAUUUCCUUUUUAUCUCCCACUGAAUUAUGCGAGCUUAUUUUUCCGGAUUCUUUACUUUAAGUAAUCUUAUUUUCAGAAUGUCCACAACUGCCGUCGUCAAUACCUAAUGGAUUUGUCAACGGCACAGGUUUCUUGGAAGGCUCUGUGUAUGGAUUUAGUUGUUUACAGGGCUACUCCCUUAUUGGAGAGAAAACGUUACUUUGCUCUACGGGCGGAAACUGGAAUUCCAGCCUUCCCAGCUGUCUCAAAGGUAGCUGUAAUUAAGUGAUGAAAAAUAACCGAAAAAUGAUUACAUUCAAGUGUCUACAAAAGCGUUUUAAGACAUUCAGCGUGACAAAAACCUUUAAAUAUCGGUUAACAGUUCUGUAAUAGUGUUUUUUUUUUUUUUUUUAUCUGAUCAUCGUUAAAGUGAACUGAUAUGCCUGACUAAGAAAUAUUAUGACAGUAUCUGAUCCUAUUUUCCAAGCAAGACAAGCUGGAAUAUGGGGGGAGGGGGUUGGAUAAAGGAGUUGUUACGGUCUAGGAAUAAAUCACUUAUAUAAGUGUGACGUAACGAAAAAUUCGUUGUGCAUAGACUAUAUUUAGUUUUGGUCACAUGGUUUGCAGCAAUAUAUGAGUUACAGAGUGAUUUUAUUUAAAGUUUAUCCUGAAGAGUCAAACAUUGUGGCAGGUUUAUUUCGUUAAAAUAUCGAAGAAACUAUUGUGAACUGAUAUGCCUGACUAAGAAAUAUUGUGACAGUAUCUGAUCCUAUUUUCCAAGCAAGGCAGGCAAUAUGGGGGGAGGGGGUUAGAUAAAGGAGUUGUUACGGUCUAGGAAUAAACAAGUGUUUACGUAACGAAAAAUUCAUUGUGUAUGGACUAUGUUUAGUUUUGGUCACAUAGUUUGCAGCAAUACAAGAGUCACCGAGUGAUUUUAUCUGAAGGUUAUCCUGAAGAGUCAAACAUCGUGGCAAGUUUAUUUCAAUUGUUGUUGGUUCGAUCGUCACAGAUUGUCCAGACCUUCCGUCGUCCAUACCGAAUGGAAAAGGAAACGGAACUGGUUCCGUAGAGGGCUCCAAGCAUCAUUUUACUUGUGAUAAGGGAUAUUCACUGGUUGGACAGAGAGCUUUACAUUGCAAUAACACAGGUGCCUGGAAUGGCUCUGUGCCUGUGUGUCUUAUAGGUAGUGUAUCUAUCAAUGUUUACCUCUAAAGUAACUUAAAAUUACCUUGCUGAACAAGAGUUCUGAUAUAGUGAAUACUGAGGUUUACUAAUUACUAUCAUCCUAAUUUUUCAUAAUGUAAAUACUAUUUUCUAUUAGAUUGUUAUUGCUGUCAGGUAAGUAACACGAGCUUAUAAUCAGCAGAACAAACAUAUGCAGUUUUCAAAUUGACUUAUAGAGAUUUAUCGUAUACAUUUUUGGAAAUCUUCACACAGAUUGUCCUAGGCUGCCAUCUGAAAUAAAAAACGGCAAAAUAAAUGGAACGGGUUUUGUAGAGGGAUCAUUGUACAAAUUUAGCUGCAACGAUGGUUACUCUAUCGUGGGUCAAGAUCUUUUGUAUUGUACUCAAAUGGGAAGAUGGAACGCAGGUGUCCCCGUUUGUCUCAGAAGUAAGUGCCUUUAG
Molecule: messenger RNA, 21029 nt
Organism: Pocillopora meandrina
Lineage: Eukaryota; Metazoa; Cnidaria; Anthozoa; Scleractinia; Pocilloporidae
Source: the annotation of a GenBank genome assembly